Molecule: messenger RNA, 1248 nt
Organism: Drosophila gunungcola (fruit fly)
Lineage: Eukaryota; Metazoa; Arthropoda; Insecta; Diptera; Drosophilidae
Product: GPALPP motifs-containing protein 1
Exons: 3
Coding region: 105-1145 (346 amino acids)
Source: RefSeq, a predicted model, not a curated record
GAUUUUCAGUGUGCACACACCUAAGUCCACCGGCAAAAUGCAGCUAGCAGAAAGAAGAAGCAGAAACUUCACAAGAAGAAACGGAGUUACGAGCUAAAGAAAUUAUGUCCAGCGACGACAGCAGUAGUGACAAUAGCUCCUCCAGCGACGAAAGGCACCGGAAACGAAAGCACAAGAAGCACAGCAAGGAUAUGGACAAAUCCAAAAAGAAGAAGUCCAAGAAACACAAGAAGGAGAAGCGUCGCCACAAGGAGAAAAAGCGCAGCAGGAAUGAGGAGGAGCAGCCAGUGUCGUAUACGAAACCGCCUGCUUUGGUGAAUGUAACAGCACCUGAAAGGGCUCCAAAUAACGAAGAUGCGUUCGGCCCUGCCCUGCCACCGCAUUUGAGGAAACUUAGUCAAGCGGAAGAGCAACUGGAACCACAGCCACAGGCCAUGAUAGGACCCAUCCUGCCAAAAAAUUUGGCCCCGGAAAAGAAUCCAAUUGCUGAUGGUGAAGCUGAUGAUGAUGAUGAUGAUCUAGCUGGCACCUUUGGCCCGCUCCCAAAUGCAAGCCAAGUGGCACUGGAGGAACGAGCGUUGGCCCUCAAACUGGCUGCUCUGGAGGGAGGACUAUUGGGUACAUCAACAGACCAGGAGGUCCGCGAAGAGUGGAUGCUUGAGCUGCCGGAUGUGGGAUUAAAAAGCGGUCUUGCUGCCCUGAGCAAUAUGAAGCGCACUUUUCAUCAGGGGAAAGAGCGACCCGACUUCAGCGAUCGAUCCUCCUGGACGAAAACUCCGCAGAGUGAAGCUGCUGCUGCUGCAUCGGGUCCAAAGUCGCUCAGCUCCAAAGAACUAGAGCAGAUAGCCCAGGUUAAGUUCGAACAGCAGCGUGAUGACGAACAGGAGAGCAUGGCCAAAAAGCACAAAAAGAAGCACAAGCGUGAGGAGUCCCUUGUCGAGUUGCAUCAGAAAAAACUAAGAAAGGAACAAAGGGAAAAGGAAAAGGAACUGGCUGCCUCUGGCUCGAAGCCAGAACGAAGACCCUUUAGCAGGGAUGUGGACUUAAAACUCAACAAAAUCGACAAGAACCAAACCAAGCAGAUUGUGGACAAAGCGAAGAUACUGAACACCAAGUUCUCCAGAGGUCAGGCCAAGUAUCUGUAAAGCCUCAUUCUAAUUUUAGUGUAUGAGAGAUAUAAAAGAUUUUAAUUUAAAAAUGUAGUAUAGAAAGAGCAGUUAAAGAUUUUUAACAAACACAAGUAAAGCA